UUGACUUUGUGUUGUACACUACAACUGUUCAAGUUGAAGGAGAAAACUUAUUGCAGAAGAGAAAUAUAAAAAAAAAACACUAUCUAAAACCAAGAAGAAGGAAACGAUUUUGAAAUGCAGAACUAAUCAAUGGCAACGAUGGAUGAUACAAUGCAGCAGAAACUCGAGAAUUUCCCAGAGUUUGGAGUUUUCCAGGAGAAAGGCAGGGCUUUCAGCACCAGUACCCCCCUAGUCCACAAUAAACUUAGUGAUUCCCUCCCUCCUCGAUCCCUCUCCACCAGUGCCUGGUCCCCCAAUGACAGUGGGUAUGCUGACUCUAUAUCUAGUGAUGACACUUGUCAAGUGACUCCCAACGCAAGCAAGGAAAGUUUUACACAGUUCCGAACCAAUUUGGACCUUAGUCCAAGUCCUCCACAGAUCUCUCAGAAACGUAGUGUGUCACAAACUGACAAAUUUGUGCCAAGGUUUUCAUUAGGUUUUCAUACCCUGGAUUAUGAAAUUCCAGAGGAGGAACUGGUGUUUGAGAAAUUCUCUCCGAACAAGAGUCCGAUUCCACGAUACAGUCUAGAGGAUGAAGAAAUGUGUUCAGAGGAAACAGAGGCCAGCGCCGCAGCUUCCCAGGCAUUAGACUCUGAGUUAACUAAGACAUUUGAUGCUGUGUUACAGCAGUGUAUGCCCAAGGUACCAGACAGGAUGAUCGGGAGAAAGAUGGGACUGGAGCGGAUGGACCUGGUCAGUGAGCUGAGUGACCGAGGGAUGGUGGUCAUCCUGGAGAAGAUUGCUAGCUAUCUACAGGCCACAGAUUUACGAAGAAUGUGUAGGGUUAGUAGGAAAUGGACGUCAGUGUGCAGUAAAUGGACCAUCCAAAAACAGCGAAGACCAAGGUCACUGAAGCGUGUAGACAAGGAGAAUGUGAGGCACAAGGUCCCAGAAGAACUUGACACUGCCCGGAAAGGUCUGACUGUGGGAGAGACAACAACAUUAUGUACGAUCCAAGCUAUACAAGAAAGGGUACCCCCGCUCUCCUCCAUAGGCACACAGAAGGACUUGUUUGUACAGACAGCACAGUCACUGAAGAAUGAGGAGAAAAUGACCAAGUGUCCCAUGUGCCAGCAGGCCGCUAUAGUGUACCCAGUCCAGGAGAGGGGAAUGUGCCAAUCAGAGAAGUGUCAGUUUGACUAUUGCGUAAAGUGCUUCUAUCCAUUUCAUCAAAGUAAGCCCUGUGAAUCAUUGACAGUUCCCAAACGUAGUAAAGAUUCCAAAAUAGGAGGGAAGCAUGGGAAGAAGUUUCUGAGGCGGUUAUAGCACAAGUUAUAUGGACUGUUCUGAAGGAGAUUCAUCCCCUCCCUAGUCAGCACCACGCAGUGGUGACCAGAACCAGAAGGCAGCUAUCCCACCCAGAGGUAGAACAGUACAGACUGGACCUUACAGACCCAUGACAGUAUACUUAGGUCAGGGACAGCUCAGCUGAAGAGUACAGAAUACUGCUGAAAUCAACUAGCUGUACAAGGGGUCCAUUUUCUAUUUUGGCCCUGCUACCUCCCACCAAGCCAAGACAAUGAGGCACCACCCAAUGUGUUCAAUACUUUCAUGUGUUCCUUUUGCCAAAUGUGUUCAUUUUGUGCUCAAGAUAAGAGCAUCUUUAUUGUUUAUAGCAUGCAUUUAUUUUUAAUAUAAUAUUGUUGUUUUUUUUUCCUUUGAUAUUUUAAAUAAUUUUUUUAACUCUAAAUUUUUUUAAAAAUAUUUUAUUGGUGUUACUAUAAGCCACACAAUUCCACAAGAGUGAAAUGAAUUUUAUACUGCACAUUAUUUUAACUUAAUCAAAUUUUUUUUUAUUAUUUAUACAAAACACUGAAAAAUUUACAUGAGGAAUUUUCCAAAACAAGAAAUAUUGCAUUCAUGAACAAUUACAUCUUGUAACUAUUGAAACAUUUCACAAUCAAAUGUAUCUAGUACUUAGUUGUGAUGCAAUACAUCAAACGAAUCUCGGGCAUGAUACAAAUUCACUUUACAUUACAACACAGAAUAUUGCUUUAUACAGAUUUAUUAUGUAUGGUUGAUCAUAUGUUCAAAGAUUAUAUUUUGAAUAAAUUUAUUUCUUUAAAUUUAAA
Messenger RNA from Saccostrea cuccullata (small rock oyster), 2111 nucleotides. Its product is annotated as F-box only protein 5-like. The transcript is spliced from 5 exons. The record is from RefSeq and is a predicted model, not a curated record. Gene Ontology annotation, molecular function: protein binding. Bases 130 to 1305 code for a protein of 391 amino acids. Gene Ontology annotation, cellular component: nucleus. Gene Ontology annotation, biological process: regulation of mitotic nuclear division; negative regulation of meiotic nuclear division. NCBI's taxonomy places the organism in Eukaryota, Metazoa, Mollusca, Bivalvia, Ostreida, Ostreidae.